Cuscuta campestris is the source of this 547-nucleotide messenger RNA. Lineage: Eukaryota; Viridiplantae; Streptophyta; Magnoliopsida; Solanales; Convolvulaceae. The record is from the annotation of a GenBank genome assembly.
UCACAGAGGUUUGUGUAUGAUGAAAAUGGGUACUACCAUUGCUGUGCUUCCAUUCCAUUUCCCGAAGGCUCUUAGGAAUCUGCUCUUAGGAAUCUGGGUUUGCAUGGUUUCUAAGGUUAUGAUCAUCCAAUCUCAUUGAACAUCUUGUUAGAUUCAUUGGCAUUACAAAAUGUUGGUUUCAAUGCAUUCUUGAUUAUCUCCCUAGACAGUGUUCAAACCAAAACAAUAUGGUUCGAAAUAGAAAAGCCAUUUCUUAAAAAAAAAAAUUAAACCCAAAGAAUGAAAUACGGAAUACGGAGUACUAGAUAAAUUGAUUUAAAAAAUAAAAUGUAAUGAUUCCCUGAAUUUGCAGUUGUUGAUGAGCUACUGGGAUUAGAAGCUAUGCAGGGGUUUUGACGAAUAUUAAAAAUGGAAUUAGAAGGAUUUGGGGUAGUCGCCUUCAUUCGAAUGCAUGGAAAACAUUCUGAAUUUCAAGGGAUAUACGGUAAUGUACCGGAAGAAACAUCACCUCCUCAGCCCCAAAAUCAAAAAAAGGUUUUAAAGGAAU